UCCUGCGCACCGUGGGGACAGGAUGGUUAGGACCAAUGGGACCAUCAGCUUCUGAGGCAAGCCUCUGGCGCCUCUCCUGCUUCUGGUUCCCCGAGGCGCUCAGGAUGCUCCGAGGGACUGGAAAGUGACAGCUUGGACGACGACACAGAGCCCUUGAAGCAGCUUUGAGGCUGCUGGGCUGGGGGAUUCCUGUGAGAAGUGUCUACCCCAGGAGUCUCUCUCAUAGCAGCCUUGCGUCGUCCGCGGGGGAGGUGGGGGGCGCUAGGCUCACAGGCAGGAGUCCCUCCUGGAGCGAGCGGAUUCGGGGAGUUCCGGGAGCCGAAGCUGAGUAUCUUGGAACAGAGGGAGGCGAAGAAGGAUGUGCAGGAGCUGAGCUUUUGGGGGACCCCAGGAAGACGUACUUGAAGCCGAGCGGCUGACCCUUUCCUGGGACCCACGCUCAAGUGCAUCUGCAGAGGUUCAAAAGAGGUACGACAACCCGGGAUUUCUGCAGUGGUGGCUGAGCAGCCCGGUGGCUGGGCUUGUGUCCUGAGACUCAGGGCGGGAAGAGACAGAUCAGUGCCGGGGUGCUCCUGUAGACACCUGGACGGCGCAUCGGGCCCCGCCCCGCGCUCCACGCUUUAAAGAGCAGCAAGACCGGGCGCUCCGUCGCGGUCGCGGUCGCGGUCUCGGUCGCGGUCACGGUCAUGGAGGGCACGCCCGCAGCCAACUGGAGCAUCGAGUUGGACCUCGGGAGUGGAGUGCCGCCCGGGGUGGAGGGGAACCUUACGGCCGGGCCGCCGCGGCGCAACGAGGCCCUGGCGCGCGUGGAGGUGGCGGUGCUGUGCCUCAUUCUGUUCCUGGCGCUGAGCGGCAACGCGUGCGUGCUGCUGGCGCUGCGCACCACGCGCCACAAGCACUCGCGCCUCUUCUUUUUCAUGAAGCACCUGAGCAUCGCCGACCUGGUGGUGGCUGUGUUCCAGGUGCUCCCGCAGCUGCUGUGGGACAUCACCUUCCGCUUCUACGGGCCCGACCUGCUGUGUCGUCUGGUCAAAUACUUGCAGGUGGUGGGCAUGUUCGCCUCCACCUACCUGCUGCUGCUCAUGUCGCUCGACCGCUGCCUGGCCAUCUGCCAGCCGCUGCGCUCGCUGCGCCGCCGAACCGACCGCCUGGCGGUGCUGGCGACGUGGCUCGGCUGCCUGGUGGCCAGCGCGCCGCAGGUGCACAUUUUCUCGCUGCGCGAAGUGGCGGACGGCGUCUUUGACUGCUGGGCUGAGUUCAUCCAGCCCUGGGGACCCAAGGCUUACGUCACGUGGAUCACGCUCGCCGUCUACAUUGUGCCUGUCAUCGUGCUGGCCGCCUGCUAUGGCCUCAUCAGCUUCAAGAUCUGGCAGAACUUGCGACUCAAGACGGCUGCGGCUGCGGCGGAGGCCGAGGGGACUGAAGGAUCUGGGGCCGGUGGAGCUGGGCGCGCGGCGCUGGCUCGGGUCAGCAGCGUCAAGCUCAUCUCCAAGGCGAAGAUCCGCACAGUGAAGAUGACCUUUAUCAUCGUACUGGCCUUCAUCGUGUGCUGGACGCCUUUCUUCUUCGUGCAGAUGUGGAGCGUCUGGGACGUCAAUGCGCCCAAGGAAGCUUCUGCCUUCAUCAUCGCCAUGCUCUUGGCCAGCCUCAACAGCUGCUGCAACCCUUGGAUCUACAUGCUCUUCACGGGCCACCUCUUCCACGAACUUGUGCAACGCUUCCUCUGCUGCUCUGCCCGUUACCUGAAGGGCAGCCGGCCUGGAGAGACAAGCGUCAGCAAGAAGAGCAACUCAUCUACCUUUGUCCUGAGUCGCCGCAGCUCCAGCCAGAGGAGCUGCUCUCAGCCAUCUUCAGCGUGAGCCCACCACUCCAGCCAGCGGCAGGGGUUAUGCGGACUCCGGUCUGCCCCCUGGUGGCCGUGCAUGGAGCUGUAUAAGGUGCCUAUUGGUGUGUCCUUCUAUUCCUUGAGGUGGCUAGAGCGUGGGGCAUAUUCUGUCUUGGGGUUGGGGAAAUGUCUCUAUGGGAGAUGACAGAGUCACUCAGCCAUCAGAAGGUUGCCUGGGCUCCCACCUGUGCUUCUAUUACCCCAACCGGAAUGCUCCUGGGUGGCGGGUGGGCUCUCCUGAACCUGGCUUUCAUUCCAUUAUUAUGAUUAUGUUUUUACUUGUUUAUCCUGGGAUCUUGUGAAAGGCAGUAAGCCACGGAUUGGUGACCAGUGGGCUGGGACAAGGAAUGGGAAAUGAGGCCUCAGAUGCAGAGUGGUGCUGACUUCCUCGUGACCCAAGUUGUGUGGACAGAUCUUAGCAUCCUCAGGGACCAGUUUGUCGCAGGAAAACACUGGGAAGUGGAGACUGAACUGGGAGGCCACCUGGCUCAGGAAGGCAAUGAGAACAUGGGCUGAAAUGCUGAAGAGGCUGAUGCUUGAUAAACAUUUGGGAAAGAAAAAUAAAUGAGAGCCCUCCAGGACAGACAGGACUGGGGAGAACUGUUUGUACAUGACACUGACCCGUUCAUUUGAGACACUAAGGAACACACAUGCAGGUAGCCCGUCCCCUCUCCCAACUCUGGAGCUGACAGAUGUCAGCUCCAGUGCCUGGUCAAUGUAGAAAACUCAUUCAUAUUUCCUUAGACUUCUGGUGAACCAUGGGAAAGUUAACCUAAGAGAUUCCAUCCUUAAAUGUGCCAGAGUGAAUAAGGGAGAGCCAGGGUUAACAGAGGUAAUGUACGACUUGUGCCCCAGAAGCUGCAAAUACCACAGAAGGAAAUUAAAGGAGACUAAAUAAACGGGGACACCUCAUGCUGAUGGAUCAGAGAUGUAAUAUUGUUGGACAGAUGUGAUGUAAUCCUCAUCAAAAUCCCAGCUGGCUUCUGCAAAAAUUGAUAAACUGAUCCCAAAAUUCCUAAGGAAAUGGAAAUUGAGGUGGUUAACAUGCUUUGAAAUGUGUGGUGGGUGCACAAUUUUGAGAGCAUAUUAAAAAUCACUGAACCAGGGGCUGAGGAGACGGCUCACUUAGAGCAGUAUCUGCUGAGCAAGGAUGAGAUGCCCAUCAUCCGUGCAGAAGCCAGGUUCAGUGGCAGGUGUUUGUAACCUCAGCCCUGGGGGGUGAAGACACAUGGAUCCUAGAGACUUGCUGACCAGCCAGCCUAGGAGACUGAUCAACUUUGGGUCCAGGAAAAGACUCUCUCUCAAAAUAAAUAAGUCAAUAAAAAAUAAGAAAGAGAGUGACAGAGGAAGACAUCUGAAGUCAACCUUUAGUUUCUAUAGGUACAUAUGGAUGUACAACACACACACACUCACAUGCAAGCAGACACACACACACACAAUCACUAAACUAUAUAUAUUUAAAAAUGUGAGAAAAAGAAGUUCAUGCACUGAGUUCUGGGAACACCAAAAUGAUGGGUGAAUUUCUUAGUUUCUCUUUCUCGAGUACUGUUUCUCUUGUGACUUACCACCUCAAAGUGUCUACAGCAGAGGCUGGCUCUAUUCUGGCCAGGGAAAGUGGUAUCACUCCCAUCUGCCUUUAACAAAGGCCCAAGGGAUGCUCUGCAGCUGCUGUGUCUCAUCUUCUUUAGAACAGCAAUUCCCCAGGAGUCUCAAAGGUUUUGUUUAUCCAGUAAGUAUGAUUUCAAAUGUUCUCUCAGCCUUGAGGGCAGGAUACAACUCUGUCUCAGAAAUACCUUCAGUCAUUAAUACAGGACACAAUUGACUAGUGGUUUUCUGUCUGUGGCUGGUCACUAUGCACUCUGGAGCAUCUUUGAAAUACCCAGACCUAAUUAUGGACUUACUGAGAUAUAUCAAGGGUACUUCCAAAAAGCCUCGAAUCUGCAGAUCCACUUUACCACACUCCCAUUUCUGAACACAUUUUUCUUCUGCCACAUUGCAUUAUUUGCCCAAACACACACACAUAUCCACAUGCACACAUAAGUUUGAGCUAGCACAGUCUGGUGUUCAGGGAGGAGGGAGCCGUGUGCUGCAGUGCCUAUGUUCAACAUCUGCAAUUAUAGGCAAGCUACUUGGCACCAGGUGGAGACAGGAGGCGAUGUCAUCUUUGGACUCAGAGGCAUUGCACAGUGGUCCACCUCAUGCAUGCAGCGUUACCACUAGCCAGUUCUUUGAGAAGCCAGCAGGAUUCUGCUUUGGGGCGUUUGUGCCCAUGUUCUAGACCACCCAGGUAGCCUGGGUGCACACUGGCAGUAGGGUGGGGGGGUCUGUUAGCAUCUGCAUUUUGAAGAUGUCCUUUGUCCUUGCUGUUCACUGAGAAGCUGCCCUCCUUAGAGCCAACAGGUGUCACCAGGGGUCAAAGGAACAGUAACUCAGAUAUUCUGACCAGGGGCACAGUGUUCCUGGGAUCCCCAGAGGUGUAAGGCUCCGGACAUUGAAACCUCCUGGGGUGCUGUGUCAUUCUGUGUGGAAUCUCUAGCUGGUACCUGGGGUCUUGUUAUGGUCCUGACACCUGUGUCUAUGACAUAGGCAAUGAUUGACUUCAUCAGGAACAUUGGAUUGGCACCUCCCGUCCCAAUCCCAUAGGGGAAUAUUUUCACCAAUUCUUGUUAUUUUUCCAAUCAAAGCCUAGCAUCUCUAGGGGUCUCAAACACCCCCCCAAUCCUGUGUCCUAUGUCCUCCUUCUUCAGGCCCCACCCCUGACAUCCCCAAUGUCCCUUCCUGUUUACAAUCUGUGUUCAGGGCUGGAGGUUGUAUUAAACUGGAGCAUGAAUAUUCUGGAAUGUUUCAUUGUUCUGACCAUGAGGAGUCAGUGUGCAAACUGUGAGAGUUAUUUAGGCCCUGCAAAAAAAAAAAAUCUACACUUAAAAAUCUGUGGUCUCCUUUUGGUACAAAUCAGAGUCAUCCAUUCCGGAAGCACAAAGGGAUGUCUGUGCAGCCUGCCUGGAUGAUGAUCCUGGCUUCGGCAUGUAACUGUUCUGUAUUCAAUUGCAAUGAGAUGCCACUUAGCGCACAGUGUGAAUUCCUUGGUAUUCUUCUUCCAUGGACUUUGUGUGGUGCCUCCAUGUCCCCGCAUCUGGUGAGUGAUGUGGUCAAUCCUGCUUUACCAGCUGCUUCAUAAAAGGUGCACUUAAUAAACAUUUUUUUCCUGUA
Molecule: messenger RNA, 5095 nt
Organism: Peromyscus californicus insignis
Lineage: Eukaryota; Metazoa; Chordata; Mammalia; Rodentia; Cricetidae
Gene: Oxtr
Product: oxytocin receptor
Exons: 4
Coding region: 687-1859 (390 amino acids)
Biological process (GO): female pregnancy; G protein-coupled receptor signaling pathway; maternal process involved in parturition
Cellular component (GO): membrane
Molecular function (GO): vasopressin receptor activity; peptide binding; oxytocin receptor activity
Source: RefSeq, a predicted model, not a curated record